Molecule: messenger RNA, 1713 nt
Organism: Trypanosoma conorhini
Lineage: Eukaryota; Euglenozoa; Kinetoplastea; Trypanosomatida; Trypanosomatidae
Exons: 1
Coding region: 1-1713 (570 amino acids)
Source: RefSeq, a predicted model, not a curated record
AUGAACGCCUUGACAAGCAGCGACGAUGCGGUGCGGAGCGCGAUGCCGACCGAUGCUGCGCGGGACGGGCGGGGGGGCGGGUGGCGGCCGCCGCCGAGUCCGUGGGGGGCGGACCUCCGCGUUGCGGGGAAAGGCACGAGUAGUGGAGGUGGUGACGCAGACGGGGGCAGGCGGACGCAUGCGGGGCCCUCGCCACAAGGAGCAGGACCCACAGCCCCCGCCAUUGCGGACUCGGAAGAGAUGCCGGCGAUGCCGGAGGUGAAGUUUUCUUCCUCGCCGCUGCGGGUGCGGUCCCCGCGUAGUCCUCCGUCCCUGAGGGGCGCCCCCUGCCCAACGCGCGAGGGCGCCGCGGACUCCGCGCAAGCAGGCGACGAUGCGCCCGCCUGGGACGCCUUCUUGGAGCUGAAGGCGCGAACGGAAGAGUCCGUGUCUCGCAUGACAUCCUUUUACGAUCAGGUGGUGAGGCUGCAACUCACACACGAGCAGGAGGCGGCGGCGUACCGCGAUGCUGCGGAGACCAUGAUGCACCAGCAACGCAAGGCCCUAGACGCUCUUUCGUCGGAAUGCAAGGACGCUCAAUCCGCGAGAGAAAGUUUACAAACGCUUCUGGCGAAGAAGUCCCAACAACUCAUGGAGUUCGAGAACGCAAACUACAGCCUUGGCGUGCGGCUGCGGGAGGCGGAGCAGCGCGUUGCCCACGUGAACGACCGCGCGACCGUCGCGGAGGCGGGGCGAAAGAUUGCAGAGGUGCGGGCGAAGGAGCUUGAGAUGUCGCUGGAACACACCACUGGGCUGGUGAAGGCGCUUCGCCAGCGGCUGGGCGAGUUCGCUCGGGACAGGGAGGCCGCCCUGCAGGCGCAGUACAAAGUGUUUGAGGAGAAUCGAAGGGACGUCAUCCACCACUACGACGCGCGGGAGCGGGCAAUGGUGCGGGAGUUUAACGACACAGUGGAGAGUAUUCAACGCACGAUGCUUCAAAAAAUGAAGGAGCGCGAGGAGCAUCUGUCAAGGUACUGGCAGGACGCGCUGCAAGUUCAGCGCCAGCAACAGCAGGAAUUUCUGAGGCAGGCGACGCUGAUGCAGGAACGGGGGGAGAAAGACUACCAGGCAAACAUCGCUCGCGUGGAGCAGGACAAGGAGCGCUGGUAUGAUCAGUAUCGAAGUGAAAUGAAUCUUUUGGAGCAGCGGCACAAGGAACGAGAGCAGCAUGUCCUGGCGGACAUUGCGCGAAGAGAGAGAGAGCUUGGGGAGCGAGAGCAGAGGAUGCGACUGCAACGCGCCCAGGAGGAACAGGAGUCCAAGGUGGCACUGGCCGCAAAGGAGGCGGAGCUGAAGGCCUAUUAUCAAAAAAUCACGGAGGACAUGCGUGCUUCGUUUGACAGGGAGCGAGCGAAGUUAACCGCAUCCUUUCGUGAGCAGGUGCAGGAACUGUCGCAACUGCACAUGAAUAACGAGAGGGAACUGGAGCGGAUGCACCGGGACAAGGAGCGAGAGAUGGCGCAGCGGUAUCGCGUGGCGGGCUACGAGGUGGAUGAUCGCAGAGGGGAAGUCAACCUCCGUGGAACGUCCCUGCAGGCGCAAUCGGCGCUUUUGUCGAGGUUUGACGCGAUUGAGGCGCGUCAGCGUGAACGUGCCGAGAAGGUGCGAGCCGCCUUUCACGCCCCCGCCUCUCUCCAUACUUCGCCCCCGCCUCCUGAGGAGGAGAAGGAGUGA